GUAGUGUGUAACGACAGCGCAAGAGUUACCGUAAAAUGUUGUGAUUUUAACCCCCUACAUUAAGUGCAGUGUGAAUAAAUGAGACACCGCCGGUGUGUUCCGCUGCCUGGUAGCCGUGAUAAAUACAAUGAGUUUUUAGGUUCCAGGGUCUCAGAGGUGAGAAAUGUCUUUGACGUGUUGGCAGAAAGUACCGGUGAGGCUGUACACCAGAGUGCUGUCCAACACCAGAGUGCCGUCCAUCACCACAGUGCUGACCUGCAAGGGUGUACAAACUUUUGAAAGGCAUAACAGUGAACACAGCCGUAGCAAAUGUCUCCGGAGAGUGGUCAUUACUGGAAUUGGACUUGUGUCUCCACUGGGGACGGGAACAGCUCUGGCCUGGGAGCGUCUGAUCUCUGGAGAGAGCGGAAUCGUGGCCCUGGACCCGGACGAGUACAAAGCAGUGCCGUGUAAAGUAGCGGCUCGAGUUCCUCGAGGACACGCAGAGGGAGAGUUUAAAGAAGAAAAGUUUGUUUCACGUGGAGAGAUAAACAGCAUGUCUCAGGCAACAGUGAUGGCCCUCGGUGCUGCUCAGCUGGCCCUACAGGACUGUGGAUGGUAUCCCAGAACCCCUGAGGAGCAGCUGAGCACAGGGGUAGCUGUAGGCAUGGGCAUGGUGCCUUUGGAGGAGAUCGCUAACACCGCCGCUGCUUUUCAGACACGUGGCUACAGCAAAGUGAGUCCCUUCUUUGUCCCUCGCAUCCUGGUCAACAUGGCCGCCGGGCACAUCAGCAUCAAGCACAAGCUGAAGGGACCCAACCAUGCUGUGUCCACUGCCUGCACCACGGGGGCUCACGCCAUCGGAGACGCAACUCGCUUCAUCAUCCACGGAGACGCCACAGUGAUGCUCGCUGGAGGAACCGAGGCAUGCGUCAGCCCCCUGGCCUUAGCGGGCUUUGCACGUGCUCGGGCUCUGAGUACCAGUUGGAACGAACAGCCCAAGCUUGCAUCUCGACCCUUUCACCCGGACCGAGAAGGGUUUGUGAUGGGUGAAGGUGCAGCUAUGCUGGUUCUGGAGGAGUAUACGCAUGCUGUAGAGAGAGGAGCACGGGUUUACGCCGAGGUGCUGGGAUACGGACUCUCAGGAGAUGGCAGUCACAUCACGGCCCCUUCUGCAGAUGGAGAUGGAGCUUUCAGGUGCAUGUCCGCGGCUCUGCAUGACGCUGAUGUGUCUCCAUCAGAAGUGACGUAUGUGAAUGCUCAUGCCACUUCUACACCCCUGGGAGAUGCUGCAGAAAACACUGCCGUCAAAAGACUCUUCCAGCAGCACUCACAGUCUCUUGCUGUUUCCUCCACUAAAGGGGCCACAGGGCAUCUUCUUGGAGCAGCUGGCGCUCUAGAGGCAGCAUUCACAGCACUCGCGUGCUACCAUGCAAUCCUUCCUCCAACUCUGAACCUGGACCGAACCGAGCCGGAGUUUGAUCUGAACUACGUGCCCUGUGCUGCCCAGCCCUGGAAGACAGGAGGCAGGAGAGUCGCACUCACAAACUCUUUUGGUUUUGGAGGCACAAAUGCCUCUCUGUGUCUUGCCAGUGUGUGAGAUCUAAUGAGUGAUUCACUGUCAGCUGUGAAUGAAGGCCAGAAGCAAUGAAGGCCUGAGUAAGAUAAAACUCCUGAAUGAAGUGCCACCAUGAGAAGAGUGUGUGAGGCUUUAUCGAGACCACAGUGUCUCGAUAAAGUAAACAUGUCAAAUAUAAAACAUUUAACAUGUCAAAUAUAAAAUUAUUUGCUUUCUUGAACACUGUUCUUGUGCUGUAAUAUUUGAUGCCCUGGAUGUUACAGGGAAGCAAAACAUAUGGAAUAAAACGCAAGGAAGAUAAAUACAAUAACAAUUA
Messenger RNA from Tachysurus vachellii, 1874 nucleotides. It is a transcript of the gene oxsm, whose product is annotated as 3-oxoacyl-ACP synthase, mitochondrial. Gene Ontology annotation, molecular function: 3-oxoacyl-[acyl-carrier-protein] synthase activity. NCBI's taxonomy places the organism in Eukaryota, Metazoa, Chordata, Actinopteri, Siluriformes, Bagridae. Gene Ontology annotation, biological process: fatty acid biosynthetic process. The transcript is spliced from 3 exons. The coding region runs from base 164 to 1579 and encodes 471 amino acids. The record is from RefSeq and is a predicted model, not a curated record.